CGUCGAUCCUUCCUGCAUAGACUUUACCACCAUGCCCGCCGCCUCGUCGAGCAAAGACGCCGCCGCGCCAAGCGGCUCCGCCCCGCCUCCAAAGGACCACCGCAGCCCGACCGUCGACGUCGACGACGACGACGACGAGGACCUCGACGAUCUUGAUGAUGUGCUCGACUCGUUCAACGCACCACCCAAGCCCGCGGCGCCUGCACCCGCCGCCGCGGCGCCCGCUUCCGCUCACGCUCCUGCAGGCGGCGACGAGUUUGAAGCCGAGCUGAUCGAGGGCAUGGAGUCGCUCCUGCGGUCCCUCGCGAACGACAACCCGCCCGGACCAAUGCCCGGCGCCUCCACAGAGAAGGCGCGCGACGCGACACCUUCCUUGGGAUCGGAGGAGGAGGAGAAGGCGUUCCAGCGCGCACUGGAGAUGAUGAUGUCCGGCGAGGGGCUGGAAGCCAUGGGGCUGGACAAAGGGGCCGCGGGGCCGAGCGCGCGCGGGCCGUCCAAGCAGUCGCUCAAUUUCGAGGAGACGAUCAAACGUGCCAUGGAGUCGGUGAAUACUGGUGGCGCGGGGGCUGCGGGCGGCCGCGACGAGAUUCCUGGCGAUUUGGCCGCGCUGCUCAAGCAGCUUGGCGAGGAUCCCAGCGCGCUCGACGGGUUCGGCGACGACGACGACGAGCUCGGCGGCCUGUUGGACGGCAUGAUGGCACAGCUUAUGAGCAAGGAGGUACUCGAGGAGCCUAUGACGGAGCUGGCGGCCAAAUACCCCGCAUACCUCGAGAAGCCUCCUUCAGGCGUCUCAGCCUCCGAUCUCGACAAGUACCGCAAGCAGCACGGCCUCGUCAAGCGGAUCCUUGACGUGUUCCAGCGCCCCGGAUACACAGACGAGCGGGACGGCAAGGAGGUCGCCAAGCUCGUGGGCGAGAUGCAGGAUCUCGGUGGGCCGCCUAACGAGAUCAUGGGCGACCUGCCAGAGGGUUUUGACCUUGGAGCACUCGGCGGCGAGGAGGGAUGCGUGAUUAUGUAGGGUGUAGGGUAAUGCAUGUGGGGUGAUGUGGGG
This is a messenger RNA of Cutaneotrichosporon oleaginosum, 1051 nucleotides long. RefSeq lists its product as uncharacterized. Gene Ontology annotation, cellular component: peroxisomal membrane; peroxisome. Gene Ontology annotation, biological process: protein import into peroxisome membrane. The record is from RefSeq and is a predicted model, not a curated record. Lineage: Eukaryota; Fungi; Basidiomycota; Tremellomycetes; Trichosporonales; Trichosporonaceae.